AGAAGGGAAAAAAAGAAGAAAGCGAGCACACGAUUUGGGAGCAAAAACCACGUUACAAAUCACAAAACCUCCGCCCUCGGCUCUCCAGACGGCUCCAUUUCUUCCUCCUCUUCUGCUCGGCGGCAGCUCCCGGACCGAGACAUGAGCCCCUUCGCGGCCAUGGCGGCUAAUCUGCAGGUCUCCCCUCACCUCUACGCUCUCCCCAGCUCUUCCCAUUCGAGCCGCGCCGGCAGCGGCGGCGGCGGCGGCCGGGGCUCCGUGCCCCCGCCGAGGAACAAGCAACUCCUCUCGCGGACUCUCUUAUGUCAGAGGAGGCCGGAUGAGGCGGCGCGUCUCCGUCGCUAUCGAACUGCGCCUCAAGCGGCGGAAUCGGAAUGUUUCGCGAGCAUUUCUUCCUCAAGAAGUAGUAAGGAAACGACUUCGGUUGGUGUUCCUCCACAGCCGCCGGUGCCUCCUCCUCCAUCUUCUUUCGGAUCACCUCUCUUUUGGAUUGGGGUUGGUGUUGGAGUCUCCGCACUAUUUUCAUGGGUGGCAAAUUACCUAAAGAAAUAUGCUAUGCAACAAGCUUUUAAGGCUAUGAUGGGUCAGAUGAAUUCUCAAAACAACCAGUUUGCCGGUUCUCCCUUUUCUUCUGCCUCUCCUUCUCCAUUUCCGAUGGGUUCAGCACCACGACCCACUCCCUCUCCAAUGGCUACUUCUCAACCAUCUACAGUUGAUAUAUCUGCAACAAAAGUAGAAGCUGUGAAAGCAGAAACAGCUCCAGUUGCAGAUGUCAAAGAUGAGAUAAAGAAGGAGGAAGAACUGAAGAGAUAUGCUUUUGUGGACAUUUCUCCAGAAGAAACAAAGGAAAAGAGUCCUUUUGAAAGCUUCAAGGAUGUAACAGAAACAACUUCAUCUGAAGCUACUCAGUUUGUUGGCAAUGCCCCUCAAAAUGGAUCUGCUUCUAAGUCAGUGGAUAGUUCUUCUGAGGCAUCCGAAUCAACUGGAAAAGGAAACCCUGUUUUGUCUGUGGAUGCACUAGAGAAAAUGAUGGAAGAUCCAACUGUGCAGAAGAUGGUUUUCCCGCAUCUACCUGAGGAGAUGAGGAACCCUGAAACCUUCAAAUGGAUGCUACAAAAUCCACAAUAUCGUCAACAGUUGGAAGAAAUGCUAAAUAAUAUGGGUGGAAGCAGUGAGUGGGAUGGCAGAAUGAUGGACUCUUUGAAAAAUUUUGAUCUUAGUAGUCCCGAGGUUAAGCAGCAAUUUGAUCAAAUUGGCCUUACACCUGAAGAGGUCAUUUCGAAGAUAAUGGCCAAUCCUGAAGUUGCAAUGGCUUUUCAAAACCCCAGAGUGCAGCAGGCAAUCAUGGAUUGUUCUCAAAACCCACUAAGCAUUGCCAAAUAUCAAAACGACAAGGAGGUGAUGGACGUUUUCAAUAAAAUAUCAGAACUUUUCCCUGGUGUGACUGGUCCUUGAUCCAUAUGUUCUUCCUUAUUACCAUUACUUUCCAUCCACCUGAUGAUUACGCCGAGAGAAGCUUGCAUCAGAUCUACAAAAAUCUGGUUUCUCAACAUUGAGCCUGCUUUGGAUGAAUCCUGCUGUAGGUUCUACCAACGUAGCAUAUUCGUGUUCGCAGCAAGUUUCCUUCUGCUUACAAUGGCUGAGUAUGUACCUUUUUCCUCUUUGAAAUCAGUCCGAAAGUUUUGUAAUUUUGUAGUAAUUGUUCUAGUGCAGAAUGGCUCCUGGACGAGUUAAAUUUGUUUGUGUUACUACUGAAGACGAUGUAACUUUGCAAAGUUGUACAUAGUACAUCUUGGAGCUCUC
Messenger RNA from Eucalyptus grandis, 1803 nucleotides. RefSeq names its product protein TIC 40, chloroplastic. Gene Ontology annotation, biological process: chloroplast organization; protein import into chloroplast stroma. The record is from RefSeq and is a predicted model, not a curated record. NCBI's taxonomy places the organism in Eukaryota, Viridiplantae, Streptophyta, Magnoliopsida, Myrtales, Myrtaceae. Gene Ontology annotation, cellular component: chloroplast thylakoid membrane; chloroplast inner membrane. The coding region runs from base 142 to 1455 and encodes 437 amino acids. The transcript has 14 exons.